UUCCAUUUUUAACUACCUUUCGAGAAAUCGGCCUGCCAAAGUUUUUCUUGCCUUCCUGAACUUCUCUAGAUCGAUCUCACAAUAAAAGAUGGGUUUCAAAGGCUUUUUUGAAGGUGGCAUUGCCUCCAUCGUCGCCGGUGCUUCCACCCACCCUCUCGAUCUAAUCAAGGUUCGCAUGCAACUCCACGGUGAAUCUCACCUUCCAAAUCCGUCCACGUUGCAUGCCUAUCGUCCUGCUUUUGCUGCUAACGUUUUACUACCAACAACCUUAGAAGUUCCCCCUCCACCUCGUGUAGGACCCAUUUCCCUUGGCGUCCGUAUCAUCCAAUCUGAAGGUGUCGCCGCACUUUUCUCUGGCGUUUCCGCCACUGUCCUACGUCAAACCCUAUACUCCACCACCCGUAUGGGACUUUAUGAAGUCCUUAAACAAAAGUGGGCUGAACCUGAAACUGGAAAUCUGCCUCUUUUACGUAAGAUAUUGGCUGGCCUCGUCGCUGGAGGAGUUGGAGCUGCCGUUGGGAACCCAGCUGAUGUAGCUAUGGUUCGAAUGCAAGCAGAUGGACGGCUCCCCGUUGACCUACGUCGGAACUACAAAAGUGUGGUGGAUGCUCUCACACAAAUGUCCAAGCAAGAAGGCAUAGCUAGCCUGUGGCGUGGCUCAAGUCUGACAGUGAACCGUGCAAUGAUUGUCACCGCAUCACAGCUCGCAUCCUAUGAUCAGAUAAAAGAGAUGAUCUUGGAAAAGGGUGUGAUGAGCAAUGGAAUAGGAACCCAUGUGACGGCGAGCUUCGCAGCUGGGUUUGUGGCUGCUGUGGCUUCAAAUCCUAUAGAUGUGAUAAAGACUAGGGUUAUGAACAUGAAGGUGGAGACAGGGGCGGAGCCGCCUUACAAGGGUGCAUUAGAUUGUGCAAUGAAGACUGUGAGGGCGGAAGGAGCUAUGGCAUUGUACAAAGGAUUUAUACCUACAAUCUCAAGGCAAGGACCUUUCACGGUGGUGCUGUUUGUCACUCUUGAGCAGGUCAGAAAGCUUCUUAAGGAUCUAUGAGUUUUUAGGACGAAGGGCAAGAAAU
This is a messenger RNA of Manihot esculenta (cassava), 1070 nucleotides long. Its product is annotated as mitochondrial uncoupling protein 5. The transcript has a single exon. Gene Ontology annotation, cellular component: mitochondrial membrane. NCBI's taxonomy places the organism in Eukaryota, Viridiplantae, Streptophyta, Magnoliopsida, Malpighiales, Euphorbiaceae. Bases 89 to 1045 code for a protein of 318 amino acids. Gene Ontology annotation, molecular function: thiosulfate transmembrane transporter activity; sulfate transmembrane transporter activity; oxaloacetate transmembrane transporter activity. Gene Ontology annotation, biological process: succinate transmembrane transport; mitochondrial transport; thiosulfate transport. The record is from RefSeq and is a predicted model, not a curated record.